GCUGUCAGGUGACCGCGCGCGGUUCAUGGCGGUGAGGUGUUUUUUUUGGCUUAGGCCCGUGGCGAGUUCUGAGGCGAGUUUUUGAAAAAAAAUUACUUUUUUUUAAAUAAAUAGGAAAAAAAAACCCCAAGAAGCGGUGAAGAUUUCGCGGGUAACAACAACCACAGGAACUCGGUGCCCGGGCAUUUGGAGGCUGCGUUAAUAUCCCGCCUGGCGAAGGCAGAGCAGAACAGAGCAGAGCGCGCCGUCAGCCCCCACCCCCACCCCAACUCGACUCGAAGGGAAGGGAGUCGAACGAGAGCCGGGAGGAGGAGGAGGAGGAGGAGGAGGCGGUCGAGGGAAUUCACAGAGGGUCGGGAAAGGUGAGAAUAUGAAAGAGGUGUCAACAUGACGUCAAGAUAUGGGAAAACCUACAGCAGGAAGGGAGGCAAUAGCAACUCAAAGUUUGAUGAGGUGUUCUCUGGUAAACGAGCUAAAAUAAGCACAAAAUGGGGAGAAACCACCUUUAAGGCUCAGGUGGGCCAGAAGAGACCCAAUUUGAAACCAGAACCAGUGGAGCCACCAAAGCGGCAGAAAGUUGAGGAAGAAUUGUCAGAGGACCCUUUUGGGUUUGACAGUGAUGAUGAAUCACUCCCUGUCUCAUCGCGGAAUAUCACCCCAUCAAAGGGCCAGCAAUCUGUGGAGACUUUGAAAUCAACAGAUGCGGAUAAUGUAACCGCUCCGCUAGAGGCCAACAGUCAAAUUAACCGGCCAAACAGUGGUGAUGCUAUUGUGUCUAGCAAGCUUGCAUCCUUGGAUGCUGCAGUCCAGCAGAGGAGUACAAACAGAAAUUUGAAUGUGUUUUCUGAUGAUGGAGGAAUAAAAGUCCCUGGCACGAAAUUGAACACUAUAGAAGUGAAGCACCAAGAUCCAAUAAGAGAAGAGAUUACGAAGAACAGUUUUUCUAAGAACAAGAAUACAACUAAUAAUGAAAAGAAAUCAAGUGUACCCAUUGCUGUACUGUCUGAGUUUAAAACUGAUAUCAAGAAUACGUGUGACAGUUGGGAUGAGAUCAUGAAGAGCUCAGGGUCACUCUCUGAUUCCCCUCAGGUGGAAUUCAAGCCAUGGGUUGGUGGAUUGGGCCGUAAAACCUGUAUUAAAGAUGAGAGCUUGGAUAGCGGAGAGGGCAAGAUGGGAGUGGCUGCCCGGAAUCUUGAAGAGAAAGAACCAAACAAAGAAGAGAUUUAUGGGAAGGGCAAUGAUCUCAGCUUAAAGGAUGAGGAUAUAGAGAAUGACUCUCAGCCCAUUAGGUCGAACUGCAGGACAUAUUGUAGGUCUAAUAAAGGAAAACAGUCACCAGGAAGUGCUGGAAUGUCAUCUGUAGAUAAACUAGUUGAUGGUCCUGCAAAAUCCUCACAAACUGACCUCGUAUUGGGUAAAGAAAGUCUGAAAUCAGACACCAAAUUCUCAUCAGGUACACCAGGGAAGACUUCCACAUCUCGGACUGCAAGAGACACCAUCACAUUACCCUCAUCAUACUUAUCACCUUGCAACGUCACACUUCAGGACACCACAGACCGGAGCAUGGACGAGUUCACCACAAGCCCAGCAGAUCUGGGAGAGGCAGGCCGGCUGAGAAAAAAAACAGAAACUGCAUCAGGCAAAACUACUGUUAGGUUCCGACCAACCAUGUCCAAAUCCAAGAAAGAUGCAAAGCUGGAGUUUUUUGGUUUUGAUGAACAGGAUGAGCAGGAGGGGAUUGAAGGUUCAUUCGGAGCCAACUAUAAAAUCAAGUAUUUUGGCUUUGAUGAUCUAAGUGAAAGCUCCGAUGAGGAUGAGGAUUCUCAUUCGGAGGGUAAACCCAAGAAAAAAGCUGGAAACCGAACGGGUGAAACUCAGUCAGUCUUCUCAAGUUCUGAAUCAACUGAAGAGUCCCAAGGAAGCCAGACACUCUCUCAAAGCAGCUCUGCUUCAGAUGUGCUGGAGUUUAGCGAAGAGUCUUAUCCUACGCUUCCCGAUGUUGGUAGGAAACAAGUAAACAAACAGGAAAAAGCCAAGGAGAAUACCAGAAAAAUCUUUCAUGGACCUAAACGGAAUAUCUACCGGUGCAGGAUAAUCAACGAUGUGGGAAGGAUUCCGACACAGAAAGAACAAAGAAGAUCCUACAAGUCUCCUACUAAAGCUGUAUAUAAUGCCAGACACUGGAAUCAGCCUGAACCAGAAGAGCUUCCACCAGCACCACCAUUGUCACACACUGCACCAGGGAGUGCAAUAAGUAAACAGCCACUGUCACAGUCUCGGACAGCACAGGCCAAUGUUGCCUUAAAGGAGACGGAUCAGAAAGAUGAAGGUGUCUUCAAAGCUCCUCCACCUCCACCACGUGUAAUCAAGACAGUGACAAUACCAACCCAACCAUACCAGGACAUCGUAACUGCACUGAAAUGUAGGAAGGAGGACAAAGAGUUAUACACUGUGGUUCAGCAUGUGAAGCACUUCAAUGAUGUUGUGGAAUUUGGAGAAAACCAAGAGUUUACAGAUGAUAUUGAGUAUUUACUCAGUGGACUGAAGAGCACUCAGCCUCUCAACACGCGCUGCCUUAGUAUUAUCAGCCUGGCCACCAAGUGUGCCAUGCCCAGUUUCCGAAUGCACCUGAGAGCUCAUGGAAUGGUAGCCAUGGUCUUCAAGACACUGGAUGAUGCACAAAGGAUUCAGAAUCUAGCGCUUUGCACAGCAGCACUAAUGUAUAUCUUGAGCCGGGAUCGACUGAACAUGGAUCUGGAUAGAGCCAGUCUCGACUUGAUGAUUCGACUGCUGGAGAUGGAGCAGGAUCCCUGCUCACGUCAGCUGAAUGAGAAAGAAAUGAACAAGAUCAAGGAGAAAAUCCGCAAACUCUGUGAAACUGUUCACAACCGUCACCUAGACUUGGAGAACAUUACAAUUGGGCACUUGGCUAUGGAGACUCUACUUUCCCUCACGUCCAAGCGAUCGGGGGACUGGUUUAAGGAGGAGCUGAGGCUCUUAGGAGGACUAGAUCACGUUGUGGAUAAAGUGAAAGAAUGUGUGGAACAAUUGGAUCGGCAUGAAGAAGAUGAUAAAUUGGUUGCAUCAUUGUGGGGUGCAGAGCGCUGUUUACGGGUGUUGGAGAGUGUAACUGUUCACAAUCCAGAAAACCAGGGUUAUCUUAUAGCAUACAAAGAUUCACAACUCAUUAUCUCUUCUGCAAGAGCAUUGCGGCAUUGUGAACAGUUGAUCACAAGAUAUAACCGAGCAGACACCUUUUGCAAAACAAAUAGCAAUUGUCUCCCAAAGAUCACUGCCUCCAACCAUAUAGGUAAAGCAGUAGAGGACUGCAUGAGAGCAAUCUUUGGGGUCUUGCUCAACUUGACUAAUGACAACGAAUGGGGCAGUACAAAGACUGGUGAACAGGAUUCUCUAAUCAGUACAACAAUGAACUGUGUGCUUCAAGUGCCACAAUACAUACCUCAGGAACAAAGAUUUGAUAUUCGAGUGCUGGGUCUGGGCCUGCUGAUUAAUCUGGUGGAACACAGUGCCCGCAAUAGGCAUUGCUUAGUUGACAUGGAAACCCCUGGCUCCUUCGACUCAUUUUGUGCUGCGGACGGAGAUGAUAGUUUGCAGGUGGAAGGGCAAGUUGGUGCCAUCCAAGCUUUAGUCCAGCUGUUCCUUCAGCGGGAACGAGCAGCCCGGUUAGCGGAGACAGAGACUGAUGAUUUUAUUAAAGACACACCAGUGCCACCUCAGGACCAGAGUGGUCAAUGGCAGGAGACCGCUGGAUCUCUGGAAUGGGUGCAGUCAGAAAACAUCACCAAGACUGAGGGUGAAAAUGAAAAGAAGGAGGAGGAGGAUGAAGAAAUUGAUCUAAAUAAAGCCCUGCAGCACGCUGGGAAGCACAUGGAGGACUGCAUCGUGGCCUCAUACACUGCACUGCUUUUGGGCUGCCUCUGCCAAGAGAGUCCAUUGAAUGUCACUACUGUGAGGGAACAUUUACCUGAAGGAGACUUUUCCAUUAUGACUGAGAUGUUGAAGAAGUUUUUGAGUUUCAUGAAUCUUACAUGUGCUGUGGGAACGACAGGACAGAAAUCCAUCUCUCGAGUGAUUGAAUACUUAGAUCAUUGCUAGAGGAUACUGAGCUUCUGCUGCAAACCGGCUGUGUUUCGUGCUCUGUACCUGAGAGUAACCGAUUUUCACCAAUGUACCUGAGCAAGACUUACCCCACCCCAUAUUGAAAGGAAUGCAUCAUGGGCAAUUCCCCUCUCUGCUUUAUCAAUUAGUGACUUUGCUACUGAUGAUGACCAUAGCUCCUGUGCAAUCUGAGUAGGAAGUUACAACUGGGAUUCUUUUAUCUAAAUGAGGAGAGCGAAUCUGGCUGGGUAGAAUGGGCCGAGCCAUAUCUGAGGAUAAAUGUGUGCUUUAGUUUUUAAGAUUAGUAUAAACUAAGUGUAUAGACCUAAUUAUUCCAUACCCAUGCAAGAUAAAUUUGUGAAUUGCCCCAGCAUCAGUCUGUUUAUAUUUGGAGUUUUAUUCUACAUGGGUCAAAGAUCACAGCAUUGAAUUAAAUGUUCACAUGCUGCCUGACUAUAUCUGCAAUAUUUUUUUUACUGAUGGUAAUCAUCAUUAAGGAAAAUAUAUUUAACAAACAUAUAUUUUGAAAUAGCUGUAACUGGGUAUGGAAUAGGCGAUCAUUGCACCAAACUCUUUCUGGAUAUGAUGACCUCAAAUUAAUGUAGACACUUUGUGUACGAUAAUCAUUGGUCACAUAAAUGAGCAGUUGUGGUGCCUUCGCAACCGAUUUUACCAGGUUUUGAACAAGUCACGCAGUCUAAUUUCCUUCAGAUAGCAGUUAAUUUCAUAGCUGAUAAUCAUUCAUUUUAAUACAGACUAACUGGGAUAUGGGUUUCAAGCCAGUGUUCCAUAUAUACAAGUUACAUAAUGGGAAUAAUUAUUACAAAAACUUUGAAUUGUUUUGUUUUAAUUCUCCUAGUCUAUUUACCUUGUAUUAACCUGAAUGAAUGAGCUAUGCCUCACAAUGAAUAGAUUUGGGACUGUUGCAUCAUCACCUGCAAAUAGAUGAAAUCUUGAUACCUAAAAAAGCGAUCUACAUCAUAAUUGAAUUAAGUUGUCUACUUCGAAACAAAAAGGAAGGUUUUGCACUGGCUAGAUUAACUAUAUCAGGGUGAACAACGAUUUUACAGACAACAAAGAUAUCCAUAGUAUGUACUUUAAUCCUCCAAAACUGAAUUCAUUAUGCCUCUUAUUUUGACUUUGUUUCUUUGUGAAGGAAGUAAAUUGCAAAUUCAAGAAUCUUAAUGAGUUGAGGUGCAUCUGCAUUUUAGUUGCAAACUGUUUGAUCUAACCAGUAGGAGGCUUGUAUGUUAGAGGACUCGUCAUGAUUAAUCUGCAUUUAAAAAAUUGCAUCUUUCAGUUUAAUGAAUAGGGACCGAUAAAUAGCCAUAAAUGUAAUUUAAAAUGUCUUAAAAGUUCUGACAUAGUG
Callorhinchus milii (elephant shark) is the source of this 5488-nucleotide messenger RNA. RefSeq names its product wings apart-like protein homolog. NCBI's taxonomy places the organism in Eukaryota, Metazoa, Chordata, Chondrichthyes, Chimaeriformes, Callorhinchidae. The coding region runs from base 388 to 4116 and encodes 1242 amino acids. The transcript has 20 exons. Gene Ontology annotation, biological process: regulation of chromosome condensation. The record is from RefSeq and is a predicted model, not a curated record.